AUGAAAAACACAUAUGGCGACAUAAUAUGUGUAUUGUUAUCGAUAUUGUUAUGUAUCACUGAGGCGGUCGACGUCUACACCAACCACUUCCACGUCCAUCUAAAAGAUGGUGGCGGCGCGGAAGCCGCUCACCGAAUCGCCAAACGUCACGGUUUCGUGAAUCGCGGCGCAGUCCUCGGCUCCGAUCACGAAUUCCACUUUGUCCAACCGGCUCUCUCCCACGCGCGCACCAAAAGAUCCAUCGGACAUCACGCUAAACUUCACAAUGACGAUGAAGUCGCGCACGUCGAACAACUUACUGGAUAUCGAAGAACAAAACGAGGAUACAACAGCCGACCGUUGGAGGAGAGAUUGCAAUCACAAUUCGAUUUUUCGGCUGUGAUGUCACCAUCUGAUCCACUUUACGGUUAUCAAUGGUAUUUGAAGAAUACUGGACAAGCUGGUGGUAAAGCGAGAUUGGAUUUGAAUGUUGAACGAGCUUGGGCAAUGGGAUUCACUGGAAAGAAUAUUACAACUGCUAUUAUGGAUGACGGUGUUGAUUAUAUGCAUCCGGAUAUCAAGAACAACUUCGUAAGUUUGAUGGGGAGAUCGGAACUUAGAUAGAGUAGGGAUUGAAUUUUAAUUAGGAUAUUGUUCAGAUGAAUAGGUUCUAAUUACUUGAGUUAUGAGUAAGCUGAGGAAAUCGGGAUUUAUGAAAAUAUAAUCAUAACUAAGUCACUCCCUGAUACAGUUCUACCUUAAGUUAAGGUCCUUAACGCCAUCCGCUGAACUCAGAAAUCUGUAUUUAAUGAUCAGAGCUUAACUUCAAUCUAGCUUACCUUAACUAACGCACUUUAGUCUAGUCUACAUAUACAGUACAGUCUGAACUACUACCAGAGUUUAGGUAACCUCAAACGUAGCCUAUCCUAGCCUAGCCUUUAGUCUAGCCUAACCUAGCCUUUAGUCUAGCCUAACCUAGCCUUUAGCCUAGCCUUUAACCUAGCCUUUAACCUAGCCUUUAGCCUAGCCUUUAGCCUAGCCUUUAGCCUAGCCUUUAGCCUACCCUAACCUAGCAUAACCCAGCCUUUAGCCUACCCUAACCUAAGCCUAACCUAGCCUAACCUAAGCUUAACCUAGCCUAACCUAAGCUUAACCUAGCCUAACCUAGUCAAACCCAGCCUUUAGCCUAGCCUAACCUAGCCUAAGCUAGCCUUUAGCCUAGCCUAACCUAGCCUUUAGCCUAGCCUAACCUAGGCAUUAGCCUAGCCCACCCUAGCCUUUAGCCUAGCCUAAGCUAGCCUUUAGCCUAGCCUAGCCUUUAGCCUAGCCUUUAGCCUAGCCUUUAGCCUAGCCUUUAGCCUAGCCUUUAGCCUAGCCUUUAGCCUAGCCUUUAGCCUAGCCUUUAGCCUAGCCUUUAGCCUAGCCUAACCAAGCCUAACCAAGCCUAACCUAGCCUAACCUAGCCUAACCCAGCCUAACCUAGCCUAAACUAGCCUUUAGCCUAGCCUAACCUAGCCUUUAGCCUAGCUGAACCUAGCCCAACUCAGCCCACCUCUUCUGAACUGGCCCUCCCUUGAUCUCCCCCUCCCCCCUAACUCGCAUCCCCUUUUUCCAGAACGCCGAAGCCUCCUACGAUUUCUCAUCCAACGAUCCAUACCCAUACCCACGUUACACCGACGACUGGUUCAAUUCGCACGGAACGCGAUGCGCUGGUGAAAUCGUCGCCGCCCGCGACAACGGUGUGUGCGGUGUCGGCGUCGCCUACGACGGAAAAGUCGCCGGAAUCCGCAUGUUGGAUCAACCCUACAUGACCGACUUGAUCGAGGCUAAUUCAAUGGGUCACGAACCGAACAAGAUUCACAUCUAUUCAGCGUCUUGGGGACCAACUGAUGAUGGAAAAACUGUGGACGGACCGAGAAAUGCGACAAUGAGAGCUAUUGUGAAGGGUGUGAAUGAGGGAAGAGAUGGUUUGGGUUCGAUUUUUGUUUGGGCUAGUGGGGAUGGUGGAGAGGAUGAUGAUUGUAAUUGUGAUGGAUAUGCUGCGAGUAUGUGGACUAUCAGUAUCAAUUCAGCUAUCAACAAUGGUGAAAAUGCGCAUUAUGAUGAGUGAGUUGAAGCGGGAAUAGAGCGGUGGAGCCUUCUGAAGCCCUCUAGAGCCUUCAGAAGCCCCCUAGAGCCUCGAAAAGCCUUUAGGGGCCCUCUAGAGGCCACUGAAGCCCCCUAGAGCCUCGAAAAGCCUAGUAAGCCUUUAGGGGCCCUCUAGAGGCCACUGAAGCCCCCUAGAGCCUCGAAAAGCCUAGUAAUCCAUUAGGAGCCUUCUUGAGCCUUGUGAAGCCUCCUUAAGAGCUCUCAAGCCUUGUGAAGCCUUCUGAAGCCCCUAGAGCCUUCUAAAGCCUUCUGAAGCCCCCAAGAGUCUCAUAAGCCUUUAGGAGCCCUCGAAAGUUUUCUAAAGCCCCCAAGGCCCACUACAGCCUCCCGAAGUUCAGUGGUCUCCGAUGAAGCCUUCUGAAGCCCCCUAGAACCUCCAAAAGCCUCGUAAAGCCUUCUGAAGCCUUCUAAAGCCUUCUGAAGCCCUUUAAAGCCUUUAGGAGCCCUCGCAAGUCUUCUGAAGCCUUAUAAAGUCUCCUAAAGCCUUCUGAAGCGUCCUAAAGCCACCUGAAGCUCCCUAGAGCUUCCAAAAGCCUCGUGAGCCUUCUGAAGCCCCCUGAAGCCUUCUAAAGCCUUCUGAAGUCCACUAGAGCUCUCUAGAGCUCCUUACAAUCUCGUUAAGCCUCUUCAAGCCUUCUAAAGUCUUCUGAAGGUCCCUAGAACCUCGUAAGCCUUUAGGAGCCCUCUGAAGCCUCUCCAAACCUCCCAAAGUCUUUUGAAGCCCCCUAAAGCCCACUGAAGCCUCCCAAGUCUCAUGUUUGUUCCAGAUCCUGCUCUUCAACUCUCGCCUCAACCUUCUCCAACGGCGGACGCAACCCAGAAACCGGCGUCGCCACCACCGAUCUCUACGGCCGUUGCACACGCUCACACUCUGGAACAUCAGCCGCCGCUCCAGAAGCCGCUGGAGUCUUCGCUCUCGCCCUCGAAGCCAACCCGAAACUCACCUGGAGAGACCUCCAACAUCUCACAGUUCUCACCUCCAGCCGCAACUCACUUUUCGAUGGAAGAUGUCGUGAUUUGCCAGAGCUCGGAAUCAAGGACAACAACAAGGAUAGCAAGGGAAAUUGCUCGCAUUUCGAAUGGCAAAUGAAUGGCGUCGGCUUGGAGUACAAUCAUCUUUUCGGUUUUGGAGUUCUUGAUGCGGCUGAGAUGGUUAUGUUGGCAAUGGUUUGGAAGACUGCACCACCAAGAUAUCAUUGUUCAGCAGGAAUCAUUGAUGUUCCACAGUGAGUUCUAAAAAAAUAUUCAAAAAAUCUCAAAGUCCUAAUGAGAAUUUUUCAGUGAGAUCCCAGCCAAUGGCAACCUUCUCUUGGAAAUCGACACCGAUGGUUGUGCCGGAACCGCGACCGAAGUCAAAUAUCUCGAACACGUUCAAGCCGUCGUCACUUUCAACUCGACCCGACGCGGAGACACCACACUCUAUUUGAUUUCACCAAUGGGAACCCGAACCAUGAUUUUGUCGAGACGACCAAAGGAUGAUGACAGCAAGGAUGGAUUCACCAAUUGGCCAUUCAUGUCAACACAUACUUGGGGAGAGAAUCCGACCGGAAAAUGGAGACUUGUCGCAAGAUUCCAGGUGAGUACAAUACAGUACUGUGGUUGGGAGAGGGGUGCGGUGCGGCUGCGUCGCGGUCUGAACACCUCUCUUAUUGACCCGGUAGAUAUUUUUAAUGCGUUGCGUGUGCGUCGCGGUCAGUGCUAUACUAUAUAGCUUGCAGUUUGAUGAGCGUUAAAGUUUUCUCGUUUGAAAAAUUGAUGUGCAGCGUAUGCGUCGCGGUCAUUACUGUACUGUAAUCAAAAUUACUUUUAUCUUGUAAAUUAUAAUGUUCAAUGCGUUGCGUGUGCGUCGCGGGUUUAUCUAGUUUUUUCAGUACCACUGCCUUUUUGCAAAUAAAAAUACUAUCCGAGUUUCACAGUGAACCAGCACGUUGCGUGCGCGUCGCGGCUACAUAAUCAAAAAAACACAUGUCAUAUUUUUCCAGGGCCCCGGUGACCAUCGCGGAACCCUCAAGAAAUUCCAACUCAUGCUCCACGGAACCCGCGAAGCUCCCUACGAUUCCAUCGAAACCCUUCUCGGACAAUCCAACAACAAACUUCACACUGUACAAAGCGCACACAAACGAAAUCUCUAA
Caenorhabditis angaria is the source of this 4259-nucleotide messenger RNA. The record is from the annotation of a GenBank genome assembly. NCBI's taxonomy places the organism in Eukaryota, Metazoa, Nematoda, Chromadorea, Rhabditida, Rhabditidae.